This is a messenger RNA of Botrytis byssoidea, 2295 nucleotides long. RefSeq lists its product as uncharacterized. The transcript has 3 exons. Bases 1 to 2295 code for a protein of 764 amino acids. Gene Ontology annotation, molecular function: protein-membrane adaptor activity. The record is from RefSeq and is a predicted model, not a curated record. Gene Ontology annotation, cellular component: meiotic nuclear membrane microtubule tethering complex; nuclear envelope. Gene Ontology annotation, biological process: nuclear envelope organization. NCBI's taxonomy places the organism in Eukaryota, Fungi, Ascomycota, Leotiomycetes, Helotiales, Sclerotiniaceae.
AUGUCUACAAGACGUACUACUCGAGCUGGUAGCCGCACUGCUACUAGUGUUUCCGGAUCUAAUGCUGUUGGUCCUGAAGAUAUACCAGCAGCUCGAACACCAGGUAGAGGACGUCCUAGAAAAUCGGCUGGCUCAGUGAUUGGUUCGGAACGCGGCGCUGGUCCCCCUCCUGUGGCAGCUUCUACAAGUACUGCGUAUGGUACAAAUACACUUGCACUCCCAAAUUAUGGUCCAAGAGCGGCCCCAUUGGCCAACGACAUCUCUUCUGUCAUUGAAGGUCUUUUAGAGCCAGAAUCUUCUAGCAAGGGAACCAAACCUAGAGCAAAUUCUCCUGAGGAAUCAAUUCCUGAUGUUGAUGCUCGUCCUGCCAAACCAGUCCCUUAUGCUCCUGCUCACAUUCCUUCCAUGCGCUCGAGGACUGGACCUGUCAAACGACGGCUUCCUCCAAGCGCCAAUCGAAAUUUCCAGAAUGAGAGUCAAUUGUACGACAAUGCUAGCAUUAUGUCUGAUUCAUACCAACAACAAGACUAUGAUUUUCAUAUCUCCACCCCUUUGGACGAAGACGAGCUAAACCGUCGUACUGCAUUACGAGAUAUCAUGGAAGAGCAGCAAUACAUGCGGGGUGGUGCUCCAACUGGGCCGAUAUUAGAGCUUAGGGAUAGAACUGUUGUUGACGUUGGACAGGGUUUAAGAUGGCCGUUCAGGCUUUUUGCAAGGCUUACAAAGGGCCUCUUCAAUCUUUUUGGCGAUAUCACCAAGUCUUUAAUACCGAUGUUUCUUCUUGGCCUCAUUGCCUUCAUUGCAUGGACUAUCUUUUUGAAUAGUGGCGAGCCUAGCCUACGUUGGUAUGGCACCGACAUGUCGUCAAAUAUUGGACAAUUUAUCCCAUCGCAAAUCAAACAUCCCACUCGAAUAUUCGCCCCGGGGGAUCUCAAGGAAGUAUACCGCCGUCUGGAUGCUGCGGAAGCUGAUAUAACGUUCCUCAAGCAUCGUUCUUCAAUUGACAAAAAUGCUCUGGAAGAAAUCCAGAAAUUGCUUCCAGAUUUCCUUGUUCUUGAAAAGGACUAUGCUGGAAAAGCAGUUCUCCCUGCAAAACUUUGGCAAGCUAUGCGAGACAAGAUUCGAAGUGAUCCAUCUCUCAUUCCGGAGCCUGUCUAUGUUACUUCCGAUGGCUCUCCCGAUCGUCCUACAACCUCUCCCUCCCCAUCUGAUAUUCCUAGUACUGGAGCUAUCAAUUCCAAGCACUUUGAUCGAUGGCUUGAAAGUAAUAGACUUAAGAUUCAGGGCUGGGCUGGCUCUGAAUUCGACGGUCUUCAUCAAGCUCGAAUACAACAACUUAUCAAAGAUGGUAAGAUUGCCUCGAAAGAUGAUGUCAUCGAAUUGAUCAAGAAGGACUGGAAAGAUAAGUCAGCAGACAUUAAAUUGGAGCUUCAAAAACACAUUACAGAUUUGGAAGACAAGGUCACAAAUCUUGGGAAGAAUGCUCUCACCGCUGGGCAAGUGAAAGCAAUUGCUAAAGCAGUUAGCAUAGCUCAAAUUGAAGCUCUCUCGAACGCAAAUGUCAACCAAGAGGUCGCUCGACCCCUUCGACGUAUGGACCAUUUCGCCAAACGAUCCCAUUCUGCUGUCAUUCCUCGUCUCACCUCACCUUCUUACCGAUUUCCACACAUGGAUUUUGGAUUUAUUCACAGAAGUAUUGCCUUGAUCUUCAAUCAACCUAUUCCCCUCCCCAAUUCCGCCGAUACAGCUCUUACCGCAUGGGAAGAAAUUGGUGAUUGUUGGUGCUCACCACAACAGAAUGGUCACGGCCCUACACUUGGUGUCGUAACGGCUAAUCAUAUCUGGCCCGACCAAGUUGUUGUGGAACACUUCCCUCAAUCCGGUUACGAAAAUUCAGGUCUCUCACCUCUCUCAGCACCAAGCCACAUGGAACUUCUAGCCUAUAUCCCUCACACCCCUACUUUCGCGAAAGUCAAAGUGAGCUCUGAUGAAAUCUUCCCAGAUGAAAAUUAUGAUGAUCUUGAAUCUGGCUGGGUAAAGCUGGGCGAUUGGACAUUCGAUGCUUAUGGUGCAAGCACUCAAGCUUUUACGAUACAAGUAGAUCUUAAGGAUUUUGUAACGGAACCGAUUGAUAACAUCAUGAACGAUACGUCUGCUAGUAAUAAAUUCUUGAUCAGAAGUAAGGGGAAUCAUGGCAAUGGUAAGGUGCCUUAUACUUGUCUUUAUAGACUUAGGUUACAUGGAGAUGUGAGACCAAAUGAAAGUACUCUUUACACGGGGACUAGUGAAGAUUGA